UUCAUCCCACGCAAAACCUAGCAACACCAACCCUUUCAACAAAACAAAAAUGGCUCCUCAGAAUCAUUUCAUUGCAUUUUUAACAAUCUUCUUGUCGGUCUAUCUCCUUUCUCCCUCGCCAUCAAUGGUAGCAGCUUCUCCAGCAUUAGAGAAAAAGGUAUGCAACGGCGACUCAAUCUUGAACCGAGAUUUCUGUUUGAAAACUCUUUCCAAUCCCCAAGCUGCAGCUGCAAAGAACCUGAACCAGCUUGCAGAUGCUGUCAUGAAAUUGGCAGCAUCAAAUGCUCAAACUACGCUCAAUGUAAUCACCGGAAUGACUAAGAAGCCAUCUUCACCAGGAUGCCUGCAAGCUCUCAAAACUUGCGAGGAUGUCUAUAGAUAUGCCAUUAGAUCAUUUGGAAUGAUAUCUGCGGAGCUGAGUGAAGAUGCUAUGAGCGCAAACUAUGAUGUUAGCGUUAUUGGCCCUGAAGCUGAUAGAUGUGUCAACGCAUUGGCUGCUGCCAAGGUUCAAGCCCCCCAAGUUUCCGAUGGAAAUAAAUUUUUGCAGUAUUAUUCUUCUCUGGGAUCUCAAAUAACAUCGUUUGUGAACUAAGGGGUGAGCCAAAAUAAAAACAGAAUAAAGGAAAAAAAAAAAAAGAGAGAGUAAUGUGUGGGUGUAUUGUUUUGUUUUGAAUUAGCAGAAAUGAAAGGGUGUCAUUAUUGUUGUUGCUUUGGUUUAUAUUGCAAAUUGUAAUCUUGAGAAAGAGAGUAUUUUGCAUGAGCUUAAUUUUUA
This is a messenger RNA of Theobroma umbraticum, 772 nucleotides long. RefSeq lists its product as uncharacterized. The record is from RefSeq and is a predicted model, not a curated record. Gene Ontology annotation, molecular function: enzyme inhibitor activity. Lineage: Eukaryota; Viridiplantae; Streptophyta; Magnoliopsida; Malvales; Malvaceae.